Clunio marinus is the source of this 531-nucleotide messenger RNA. Lineage: Eukaryota; Metazoa; Arthropoda; Insecta; Diptera; Chironomidae. The record is from the annotation of a GenBank genome assembly.
AUGGAGACUGAAUUCAAUAGACAUCACGGUGCUAAAUGGAAAGAAUUUCAAAUCAAUGACCCCAUUUAUUAUCAACUUCAUUCAACAAAUGACAAAUGGAAAUGGGUGGCCGGAAAAAUUACAAAAAAAAUUGGUUUGGUAGAUUAUGAAGCUGAAAUUGAAGGCACAUUUGGAGAAAGAAAAGUUAAAGCACAUGCUAAUCAACUUAAGUUUCGACAUACAAAAAACGAAUUAAAAGAAUUAUUCGAUGUUCCUGAAGAUCCAUUGAAUUUUUCUGAUGACGAAAUUGAACCAAUAAUAAUCCCUCAACAGCUUCCUGAAAUCCAACAAAAUUUAAACAAUUCAUCACAAAUCAAUCAUGAUAACAUAUCUAAUGAUUCUACAAAUUUUGAAGAUGCAUUGGAUAACGACGAGGUAAACGAGGACGAUUCAUCAAAUCAAAAUGACGAUUCUAAUGGAAAUGGAAACAUCACACCAAGAUACCCAAACCCAUUGCGUUUAUUGAUCACUUCGAGUUCACAACAAAAAUAA